Molecule: messenger RNA, 3257 nt
Organism: Protopolystoma xenopodis
Lineage: Eukaryota; Metazoa; Platyhelminthes; Monogenea; Polystomatidea; Polystomatidae
Source: the annotation of a GenBank genome assembly
AAACCAUCCCACAGCCAGUACUAACUGAGAGUCUCGAGGCUACAGAAGAGGUGGGGAACUUUUCGACUGCCCUGAGCAUUGAAGAUGUCCUGCAAAGGGAGCGCAAAGUAGCAGACACGCUGCUGUCCCUCUCUACAAACACGGACCAGCCGAAAGCUCUGGCGAAAGUCUCUAUUUCUCAUAAUAUGGUUGAUGAGUUGGGACCGACUUCGGUCGGCCUGAGAGCUCUGUCCAGACCCGACCGCCAGCAGCUGACACAGUCGCAGGUGGUCACAUUGCUCAGGCAUUUGCAUUGGCUCCAAAAGCAUCCUCGCCUCCUCGAUCCGAGUAGCCGUCUUCAUAGCACCGACAACACAUCCACUCCUCGUCGGCUCACCUCCCUUCUGGCUCGACUUUUCUCGCAUUUGGUGUCGCGUAGGGCCAGGCUACCGCGCCUGCCAGAUAGUUAUGCUCUGUUGCUGGGCCGCCUGGCAGAUCGUCUGGACGACGAGGCUGACCGGAUUGCAGAAGCCGACGUUGUCACUCGUCUUCAGACCAAAGCCGUGCAGCUCAGAACUGGCAUCCUCGGCCCAACUGCUGAUGGUCUGAAUUCUGACCUGGUGGUCGCUAUGACACUGCUCCCCGUGGCAGCCGGGCAUCUAGCCCGCAGCCUCAACACUCGGAUUGAGGGAGAGGAGGCUACGGUCGUCUUGACGAUGGACGAUCGACUCAGUCAUGUCGUAGCUAUUGUCGCCCGCCUUAGACGAGCCGCUCUACAUGGCCAAGCCUGUGAACUCUUCGCAAAUGACGUUGCUGUAUGCGACAGUGUCUUGCGUGGCCUCGGGCCCGAGUCGCGUCUCCAGGUGGUACAGCCGAGCGACGACGACACUACAUGGCUUGGUAACGUCGAGCUCAACAUCCUCGUCCAUCUGGUACAACUGGCUGUUGCGUGGCCGACCGGUCUGUUAACACAAGAGGUCGUCCAACUGGGGGAUCUGAUGAGAGCCUGGGCUACACUGCGCAAAGCUUUCUAUGCAGUUGUCUCAUUUUGCCUGACAAGCCCAACGGCUGCGUUCACCGCGGCCGAGGAGAUGGACUACUUUGGAGUGUUUAUGGAAGAAGCCGACCAACCCGAUUUGGUCAGGAGGCAUAGUCUUCUUUUGACCCGCCUCGCGGAGGGACUCAAGCUAGCCAGACCUCUUGUAACUGGCCCUACCUCCGGUCAGGCCCUCAUAGCGACGCCAGCCACCGAGCGGACGGCUAGAAACGGUCUCUUCUUCACCGGCCAAGCUGACAACCUGGCAAUUCUGCAGCAGGCGAUUGAUGCCAGUCUGCUCGGAGUGCCAUUGCCUCCGAAUGACGCGCUACUUCUGGCCUCCGCUCUCGACGCCAGCCUCAGGGGGGCGGAUCUCGAGCUGCGGCCUCUCGAACUGGCCAUGGGUCAUUUGCGUCGUCUCUUCGUCUGGCUCCGGUUCAGGCACCUGGUCGGCCAGCCAGUCCACCUGGACGUCGAGUAUCUGGACCAUUUGACAGCGCUCGUCGAUCCGCCCCUCUCCAUCGUGGCAACAAGGACGACGACGCCGACAGUGGCGACGGCGACAAAAAGGCUCGGUCCCGGACUCUGCGACCAGCUGGCCAGUUUGAGGCUGGCUGAGCAGAUUCUGACUGGCUGUGGGGAGUCGGCAGAGCCUGAGUCGACUGCGAGGCUGAGGUUGUCGCGAGAGGAGACGGCUGCCCUCAGCUGCAGUCUGGCCGUCGUGCUGACAUCUCAGACGGGGUCCGCCUUGAAUGGCGUCUCAGCUGCUGAUCGGGUCGUUGUGGGGCUGUUGCAGCGGCGUCUCAGUCAAACAGCUGCCACCGCCUCGCAGGCCGCUUUCGAUGCCGGCUUCGUCGGCCUCACCGCUUCGGAGGGCCGGCAGGUCUCGAGCUUCCUCAUGCGCAGUCGCUUGCGCCUCGGACGCCAGGUUGACCGACUUCGGCGGCAGGUGGGGCGCGAGGUGAGACGGCGAGCUCGAGACCCGGUCCAUUUGGCCGGUCCGACCGGACGAGACUUGCUACGAUUGCUGCAGGCGCUGCAGUUGCUAUCUCCGGACAGCAAACGGCUUCCUCUCGACCUGCGGCAGGCCUAUCAGGUGAGUCAAUUGAUCCGCCGGUCGGCUCAGGCCUGCGACCACGACUCACCCGAGGCCAGAAUUGAGCUGACCGACGAAGAAGCGAGUCUAGUCGCCAGGCUGGUUGCCGGCUGCGACGCCGACGCCGAGGCCGACGCAAAUGCCAGCGCCAACGCCGGACCGGAUCUGGCGGGAGCCGUCACAUUUCUGCGCCACUUCCUCAGCCUCCCAUGCUCGAGUCUCUUCGGCCUGCGGGACAGCGAUGAAACGAUUGAGCCCGAGUUCACCGGCGUCUUUACCGCCUGUCUGGCCUGUUUGGGCCGUAGCAAUGGCGUCUUAGGUCUUUCAGAGCCUGCGGCGCCGGCCGACCAGGACCGAGUACGCGAUCUUCAACAGGCGCUGGUCGACACAGUCACCUCAGGCCGGACCUUUCUAUUUUCCUCGAGUCUCCACGACCAACUGAUUCACGUGACCGAUUUGGUUUGGACCCAGUUGACGAGGCAGAAGCGCAGCCAACUGGCUGACCUGUUGGAUGACGGCGGUCGUAGCGCCGGGCGCUGUCCGAUUUGGCUGUCACGUGAGCGCCAACAGCGUCUGGCCGGCAUGCUGCGCCAAGUGUUGACGCUCAACAUUUUCCCGCCCCUGACGGCCUGUUUGUUGAGCCUGUUGCAGCGGUUGGAGGACGCCAUCCAACAGCCCGCCGGUCCAUUUUGCCUCGAUCCGACCGACACUGACGUGCUAUUGCACAUCUCAACGGCUGGGCCUCCCGAUGUCCUUCAGCCGACGGUCGACCCAAUCACGCUCAGCAUCGCCAUCGGUUUGAUCCACGCCAAGACGAGCCUGCAGCCGGACUCGGACCCAUUCACCUGCGACGAGCUCUCCUGCUCUCAGGCAUUCGGUCUGCUGGCCUGUUUCACAGCCCUUGAGCCCCUCCGCCCCGCCUCCAACGACAGCCAACAACUCUUGCUCAGGCCGCAUCUUCACCUCGGACUGAUGCUGGCCGAAAUCGCCACCUCUUUGGCUGCCAACAGGUUCCCCGUCGCCAGUCUUAUCUCGCCCUCUAAUGGCUACGUGCGAGAUCAGAUCGGCCAGCUUGUCCAGCGGAUAACGACAGCCUACGAGACGGGCAUUCUGCGAGGCCUGACGGCGGGCGAGGCUGACAAAAGC